This is a messenger RNA of Ochlerotatus camptorhynchus, 1290 nucleotides long. It is a transcript of the gene Apf, whose product is annotated as purine phosphoribosyltransferase family protein Apf. The record is from RefSeq and is a predicted model, not a curated record. The coding region runs from base 384 to 815 and encodes 143 amino acids. Gene Ontology annotation, molecular function: bis(5'-nucleosyl)-tetraphosphatase (asymmetrical) activity. The transcript is spliced from 3 exons. Lineage: Eukaryota; Metazoa; Arthropoda; Insecta; Diptera; Culicidae. Gene Ontology annotation, biological process: ATP biosynthetic process; AMP biosynthetic process.
CGCUUUCAUACACACAAGUACAUAUCGAGUCCGGGAGUACAUAAAUAAAAUACCUUCAAGUUCACCGCAUUAGUGCUUUCUCUUUGUGAAGAAAACCUUCGUUGUGUAGUUUGAAAUCAGGAAAAAAGUGCAGCAAUAUCGAUCCGAGCUCCUCCCCGUCCGCACACAAUCGACUCGGCUCUAUCAUAUCCGCACCCAGCGCCGGCAAUCGACACCAUCAUAUUUACGACGAGCGAAGACGGCACGGUCGGGUGAGUGUCUGCGUGUGAACCGAAUCGUCUCAUCGGCUCGGCUGCAGCCUGCAGCGUAUCGAUAAACAAUAAAAAAAACACAAGUCAGUCGUCAACAUUACGUCCUCAAACCGGAAACUGUCCGACCUGGUGAUGGCUAAACGGGCCGCCGGUUUUCUCAUAUUCCGCCGGCUGCGGGAACGGAUCGAGUUCCUGAUGCUGCAGGCGUCCUACGGGCAGCACCACUGGUCUCCACCCAAGGGACACGUCGACCCCGGCGAGGACGACUUCAAGACGGCCCUCCGGGAGACGAUGGAGGAGUCCGGCUACCAGGAAAGUGAUCUCCGGGUUUUCAAAAACCAAACCCGCACCCUCGAAUACAAAGUCAAAGGACACGACAAGGCGGUCGUCUACUGGCUGGCCGAGCUGAUCGACCCGUCCAAGGAGGUCAAACUGUCCGACGAGCAUCAGGAUCUCAAGUGGCUCGAGCGGGACGACGCGAUACAGAUCGCCGGCUACGGGGACUUUGCCGACAUGGUUCGACAUUUUGACGGCAAGAUCAAGCAGGGCUACGAUCAGCUAUGAGUGGAGAACGGCUAGGACUACUACUAUCGGAUUACCUUCAACCCAUAAUACCCUCUAAUUAUUAUGAUAGCAGACGAAGAACGCUAAUAUUUUAAAAACGAGUUUUCCUUUCCACUUUUCGACCUAUUACACACGCCUACAAUUAUAUACCUAUACAUAUAAAAAGUACAUUACCUAAUGUUUAUAUAUAAAUGAAAGCAAGCGCCGCACCGCGCGCGGCAGGGGACUGUGUAUCGAUUUAAAGUUUUUAUCCAAUUAGCUUUUUAAAGUCGGCCACCAUUCUGGGUAUCGAACGAAGCGAUAAUAUGAGAAGAGAUAGUGAGGAUUGAAAUUAGGGAAGAAGCGACACAGGUCUUAACCUUGGAACCCCCAAUUGAAAAAAAUCUUGCUUUGCAAAAAUACUGAUAAUAUUAAUACACAAGUGACAAAAAAAAAAUCUAAGGCUCAGUGAACGAAAUAAAUGAAUGAAUUUAAA